CUACCUGCAAAGUCACUUUCACCCUUGGAUUCCGAUGCUAGCUAGUUCAACUGCCCGCGGUUUCGUACGCAACUCUGCCACUCACUCUACGCGUUUCAAUUGAGCUUCCAAUGCUUGACGGCGAAUAACAGCCUUUAUACAGCUCCAGAUCCACGUCCACAGCUCUCUUUCAGCGGAUACCGGCGAAUUUUCUUUCUCCUGCCAAUUUCAGUGAUCGAUUUCUUUCUCUCUGCCUCUCGGAUAUUAGCCUUUCCAUUAGGCUUCUACAACAUAUUCUAUUUGUUGCUGUCGAUUCAGCGAUUGGUCUCUGCCUAUUUUCCUGUAAAAUUCAAUUCCAUGGGAAACUAUGUCAGUUCAAAUUCUUGCACUACAACAGAUCCACAGGGGCAGAUUGAGCAGGGGAUUUCUUCCACUUCCACAGCCCUGCGGCGUCAGAUGGAGGUGGGAGUCUCUUCCACUUCCAGUUCUCGGCAAGAUAAGAGAGACCCACAAAACCCCCUCCAUGGAAUUACGCCGCAAGCAUCUUAUCACACAUCUGAUCUGGUUGGAUUGCGGGUUCUUCUAGAUUCUUCCACUUCCACAGCUCUGCAGCGUCAGAUGAAGUUGGGAGAGUCUUUCCCUUCCAGUGCUUGGGAGGAUAAGAGAGUGCCAGAAAACCCGUUUGAUGAAAUUACACCGAAAGCAUCUUCAUCAUUGUGCCCAGUAAUGAAGAAGGGGUCAUGGGAUGUCUUUAUUAAUCAUCGCGGUUGUGAUACCAAGCUCAAUUUAGCCAGCGCUAUCUAUCACACCCUAGAUCUGGUUAACAUACGUGCUUUUCUGGAUAAAGAAGAGCUCGACUUGGGAGAUCCUAUACCGGAAGAAAUAAAGGAGGCAAUGAAAACUGCCCAACUUCAUAUUGCUAUUUUCUCCGAGAAUUAUGCUCAGUCUCCAUGGUGUCUGGCCGAGCUAUCCUAUAUGCGCAAAACUGGCACUCCAAUUCUUCCUGUGUUCUAUCAUGUUCAGCCCAAUGAUCUCCGAUGGGUGCGCGGAGGCAAAGGAUGUUAUGCUCCUGCGUUUUCCCAAUACGAAAAGAAGGGCAGGUAUUCCUCAAGAACGCUGGAUGAGUGGAAAGCGGCACUAGAAACAGUCUCAAAUCUCUCUGGCCACGUGCUCAACAGCAGUAAUGGCGAUGAAGGGAUGUUGUUGAAGACCAUAGUGAAUUCUACUUUAACAAUGCUAAAAAGAGAGCCGUUGGAGGUAGCCAAACAUCCAGUUGGAAUGGAUGAAAUCGUAGGUGACUUUGAGAGAAGUCAAAAAAAAUGUUUUGAGAGUGAGCAGCAAGUAAAGAUUGUAGGGAUUGUAGGGUUUGGGGGCUCUGGUAAAACUACAAUCGCAACAGAGCUUUACAAUAGAAAAAGUUAUUCCUUCAAUUGCUCCAGUUUUCUGCAUGAUGUGCGAGAUGCCGCAUCCAAAAAUGCUUUGCAUACCAAGCAGAACAAACUGCUGGCUGACCUCCGUAUUCAAACUAAAUCAUUUGACAACGUGAAGGAUGGCAAGAUAAUUCUAGAAAAAAACUUGACAUCUCUUCGCAUGCUCGUAGUUUUGGAUGAUGUAGAUCACGCUGACCAAGUCGAUGCUCUGUUGCCACCAAAGGAGAGUCUCGGAUCAGGUAGUCUGAUCAUUGUUACGACACGUGAAGGGAAGGUCCUUAAAAAUUGUGGCAUCACCUCCAUUUACAAAAUGCAACCCCUGGAUUCUUUUCAUGCCAAGCAGCUCUUCUGCUGGCAUGCCUUCUUACAACCUGACCCACUAAAAGAGUUUGAAGGUUUAGUUGAAAAAUACAUGGAUGUUUGCCGUGGGUUGCCUUUGUCUUUGAAGGUCAUUGGAGGACAGCUUUACGGCCAAAGUUCCGAGGAUUAUUGGGUCUCUCAGCACGAUAAGAUCAAGAGGAUAUUGCCCAUGGAAAUUUUGCAGAGGCUGAGAGUAAGUUACGAUGCCCUCGAUGAAGAGGAGAAAGAAAUAUUUUUGGAUAUUGCAUGUUUCUUUAUUGGUGAAAGAAAAAGCUCGGCAAUUGCCCUGUGGGAUGGAUCAGGCUGGAGCGGCCUACAUAGCUGGGAAAUGCUUCACAACAAGUGCCUUGUUGAGCUGGAUGGGGAAGAGUGUAUAAGGAUGCAUGAUCAUCUUAGGGAUUUAGGAAGAGAAAUUGCAAAGAAACACUCACCAUCUCGAAUCUGGUUUCAGAGGCAGAGCAUGGACAUUCAGCAAGGAAUGUCGGUUCGAGGAAUAGAUGUCAACAUAAAUCCUUAUCUAAAUGACACGCCGUCCAAGGAGUACAUGGAGAUGAUCAGAAUAUCAAAUGUCAGGGUUGGAUUACAAAUUCUUACUGUUACAGAAAAUGAUUUAACCCAAGAAUGUGGGGGGCUAUUCAGAGGCCUUUUGUGGCUUCCUUCACCAGCUAUAUUUUAA
Cryptomeria japonica (Japanese cedar) is the source of this 2445-nucleotide messenger RNA. Its product is annotated as disease resistance protein Roq1-like. Lineage: Eukaryota; Viridiplantae; Streptophyta; Pinopsida; Cupressales; Cupressaceae. Bases 337 to 2445 code for a protein of 702 amino acids. The record is from RefSeq and is a predicted model, not a curated record. Gene Ontology annotation, molecular function: ADP binding. Gene Ontology annotation, biological process: defense response; signal transduction. The transcript is spliced from 3 exons.